AUGCAAGUCGAAUAUUCAGAUGUUGACCCUUGGGAAGCCGCACCCACUGCCGUUGCCGCAGAAGUUGCUCCGAUGGAGGUCGAGCCCGAGCCCACUGUCGACGGCGACGCCGCCACUCCUAACAUCCUCAUCCCGCCGGAAGGCCAAGAGCACGAGCCCACUCCAAUCCCCACCGAUGACGACACCCCCGCAUCCGAUGCCCAAACAUUCCCCGCGACGCCCGAAGAACCCCCCACGCCCGAGAUCAACGUCCCUCGCGCCGGGAGGCAGCUCUGGGCAAAGUGGCUACCGCCUCGACAUGUGUCUGUCGCAUCAUCCGCGCUGCUGGGGAAACACCAGUAUCGGGAAUACAACAUCGCAAUACGCAUGGACUACCGCCUGGUUCUGAAUAACACCCCGAACGCACGCGCAAACUUUGCGGAUGGCGAUGCCGGGGUCGCCACCGGAGUCAACUGGUCCAAGGUCUCUGGGGCCGGGUCCUUCGCACUCGACAGUGCGCCCAGGGGCGAUGGUCGCUUCCUGCAGCGCUUUGGUAUGUCUGUGCGGGAUAUCCCAGAAGACAACGCCUGCUCUAUCUGGCUUUGCACCAGUAGAGCUGCAGACUCGUCCAUGGUGCUCGCGCGCGAGUGGCACGGGCUGUCGAAGACAGGCCCGCCGAACACCACCUCCGCCCCAAACCUAUCCCUCGUUGCUGGAUAUCCAGGUGCGUGUCAGAACUGCCUGAUAGACGGAGGAAAUAGCCUGGGAGCGAAUGUACUCACGCGUCGUGUUGUGCUCAUCGGCCUUCUCUGA
Trametes versicolor FP-101664 SS1 is the source of this 792-nucleotide messenger RNA. RefSeq lists its product as uncharacterized. The record is from RefSeq and is a predicted model, not a curated record. Bases 1 to 792 code for a protein of 263 amino acids. The transcript has 2 exons. NCBI's taxonomy places the organism in Eukaryota, Fungi, Basidiomycota, Agaricomycetes, Polyporales, Polyporaceae.